AUGCUUCCAUACAUUCUUCUAGCUGCCGGACAGCUCUUCGCCUCAGCAUCUGCCGCAUUAACCUAUAAUGGCGCGGAUAUUUCUUCCCUCAUCGUCGAGGAAAAGGCAGGCAUCUCUUACAAGAACGCCGCUGGCAAAACGGACAAGCUAGAAGCCAUCCUCUCCGCCAGCGGCGUCAACUCUGUUCGUCAGCGUAUCUGGGUAAACCCUAGUGAUGGAUCGUACGAUCUGGACUAUAACGUUGAGCUCGCCAAAAGGGUACAGGCGAAGGGUAUGGGCACGUAUCUCGACUUGCAUUACAGUGAUACCUGGGCGGAUCCGAAAAGCCAGACCACUCCCUCGGGCUGGUCGACAACCGAUGUUGAAGUCCUGGCCGGACAAGUAUACGACUACACACUGAAAGUAUGCAACACAUUUGCAGUCAACAACCUCCAUGUAGACAUCGUCUCCAUCGGCAACGAAAUCCGCAACGGCUUACUCUGGCCAGUCGGCAAAACAAGCAGCUACUACAACAUCGCCCGAAUCCUGCACUCCGCCGCAUGGGGCGUGAAAGACUCCAACCUAAAGACCACUCCCAAGAUCAUGAUCCACCUCGACAACGGCUGGAACUGGUCUGACCAGUCAUACUUCUACAAUAAAGUCCUGGCUUCUGGAUCUCCGCUCCUCUCCACGGAUUUCGACUACAUCGGCGUCUCUUUCUACCCCUUCUACGACGCGGGUGCGACACUCGGUGCACUGAAGACAAGUCUUGCGAACCUGCACUCUACAUAUAAGAAGGAGACGCUGGUUGUUGAGACCAACUGGCCGUUUGCUUGUCCCAAACCUGAGUAUGCGUUCCCGUCUGAUCUGAAGGAUAUUCCGUUUUCGGUUGCUGGGCAGCAGACUUUCCUUCAGAGGCUUGCUAAGGCCGUGGAGGAGGUUGGUGGGUUGGGCAUUUAUUAUUGGGAACCUGCUUGGGUUCAGAAUGCCGGACUUGGGAGCAGUUGUGAUGAUAACUUGCUUUUUGCUUGGUCGAAUAAUCAGGCCAGGACUAGCUUGAAUACGUUGGGUGGGCUGUGA
Messenger RNA from Penicillium griseofulvum, 1059 nucleotides. RefSeq names its product Glycoside hydrolase, superfamily. Lineage: Eukaryota; Fungi; Ascomycota; Eurotiomycetes; Eurotiales; Aspergillaceae. The coding region runs from base 1 to 1059 and encodes 352 amino acids. The transcript has 2 exons. Gene Ontology annotation, biological process: pectin catabolic process. The record is from RefSeq and is a predicted model, not a curated record. Gene Ontology annotation, molecular function: glucosidase activity.